Messenger RNA from Cajanus cajan (pigeon pea), 4161 nucleotides. RefSeq names its product phragmoplast-associated kinesin-related protein 1 (gene PAKRP1). The record is from RefSeq and is a predicted model, not a curated record. Gene Ontology annotation, molecular function: microtubule motor activity; microtubule binding; ATP binding. Gene Ontology annotation, biological process: microtubule-based movement. NCBI's taxonomy places the organism in Eukaryota, Viridiplantae, Streptophyta, Magnoliopsida, Fabales, Fabaceae.
UUCUUCCUUUCUCUGUCAACUGUCCAAUAAUUCAAAUCAAAUCCCUCCAACGGCUCUUUCCAAUCUCCAUCUUCUUUCUUCUUUCUUCUUACCUCUCUUUCCUAUCGUUCGCUCCCUCUGUCUUCGUUCCUCUCCCAAACAAUGAAGCACUUCAUGCUCCCAAGAAACCCUAGCUUCAGGGAGCCCGAUCUCCCUUCUUCCUCAACCCCUACUAAGCCCCGUCCCUCUCGCAAGCACAAACCCUCCAAAGAAAACGACCCUCCCUCCGAUCCUAAUCUUCUCGCUCCUUCCCCUUCCCCUUCCAAAUUGAAGAGUCCCCUCCCUCCGAGGCCUCCCUCUUCCAACCCUCUCAAGCGCAAGCUCGCCGUCGAUGCACUCUCCGAUGCUUCUCUCUCCGCACCCUCCGAUUCCGGCGUCAAGGUUAUCGUGAGGAUGAGGCCGCUGAACGCGGACAAGGACGACGGAGAUCCCACUGUUCAGAAGGUUUCGCAUGACUCGCUGUCGAUUAAUGGCCAUAAUUUCACCUUCGAUUCCGUUGCUGACACGGCCGCUACUCAGCUGGAUAUUUUCGAACACGUUGGGGUGCCUCUGGUAGAGCAUUGCUUGGCUGGUUUCAAUAGUUCAGUUUUUGCUUAUGGACAGACCGGGAGUGGGAAGACUUAUACAAUGUGGGGUCCUGCCAAUUCUUUGUCGGAGGAAAAUGAUCAACAAGGGCUCGCUUCUCGUGUUUUUCAGCGGCUUUUUGCACGCCUAAAUGAAGAGCAAACUAAGCAUUCUGACAAGCAACUCAACUACCAGUGCCACUGCUCUUUUCUCGAGAUAUACAAUGAGCAAAUCAUGGAUCUGUUGGAUCCGAAUCAGAAAAACUUACAGAUUAGAGAAGAUGUCAAAUCUGGUGUCUAUGUCGAGAAUCUUACAGAGGAGCACGUGUCUUCAAUGAAGGAUGUAACUCAGCUUCUAAUAAAGGGAUUGUCGAACAGGAGAACUGGUGCAACCAGUAUAAAUUCUGAGAGUUCCCGCUCACAUACUGUUUUUAUUUGUGUUGUUGAAUCUCGAUACAAGAGUCAAGCAGAUGGUAUGAGCAGAUUUAAAACAAGUAGGAUCAAUCUUGUUGAUCUAGCUGGGUCAGAACGACAAAAAUUAACAGGUGCUGCAGGAGAGCGAUUGAAGGAAGCUGGCAAUAUUAAUAGAUCACUCUCACAGCUUGGGAAUUUGAUAAAUAUUCUUGCGGAAGUCUCUCAAACAGGAAAGCAGCGGCAUAUACCAUAUAGAGAUUCUAGGCUGACAUUUCUGUUGCAGGACUCUCUCGGAGGAAAUGCAAAAUUAGCAAUGAUUUGUGCUAUUUCACCAGCACAAAGUUGUAGGAGUGAAACAUUCAGUACAUUGAGAUUUGCACAACGUGCCAAAGCUAUCAAGAACAAGGCAGUUGUUAACGAAAUUAUGGAAGAUGAUGUGAACCACUUGCGACAAGUGAUACGGCAACUAAGGGACGAGCUUCAUCGAAUUAAAGCAAAUGGUUACAACAACCCAAUGGACUCAAGUGGAGGUCAUUCAGCAGCUUGGAUCCGACGAAGCUUGAGUUUAUUACAAUCCAGCUUCAAUCGACCAUCACGGUUAUCCCGUGUUGAUGAUGAUGGUGAUGCAGAGAUGGAGAUUGACGAGGAAAGUGUUGAGGACCAUGAUGGAGUUUCCUGCGAUGCCAAUAUGCCGAGUAGUUGUAAUAUUGUAGCCGAGAAUGACAACGAUAUGAACACUGAUGAUCAGGAUUUGGCUCAACACAGUGAGGAACAAAAAAUUCCAAGUUGCUCUGGCAGUAAAUGUUUGAAUGAAGAAUCAUCCUGUGCAAUGGUAGUACGAAACAGCUUCUCUCGUCCUGCAGAUCAAUCUGACACCGGAGGUUUUGCAGGUUUUUCAGCCCCAGAUGUGUCCACUGAUUCUCCUAGUGCUGCAAUGAAUUGUGUCUCGCCAGCAGGCCUCAGUAUAGUUCAGUGUGAUUUAUCCCCAGUCCUUAAAUCCCCAACUCCUAGUGUUUCUCCUAGACUCAGCACCAGCAGGAAAAGUCUGAGGACUUCGUCAGGGGUGUCUCCUUCUGAGAAUGACCUUCAUGUUGAAAAAGAUUUGGGCACUAAAACCAGCAAUCAUAAACGCUCAUCUUCUGCCUUUUCUAGUCAAACAGCUCCAAAAUUCAUUUCUAGAACAGAAAAUUUAGCAGCAAGCAUCCGCCAUGGUCUUGAAAUUAUAGAUGGUUACCAACGUAAUGCAGCUUCGAGGCAGUCGUCAUAUAGGGUUUCAUUACGAGCAAGAGAAUCUAGACUAAUUUUUCCAGCUGACAAAGUUGAUGUGGGCCUGCAGACUUCUCUCGAUGAUAAUGUUGAAGAAGAUUCUGUUUUAUUCACCUGUAGUAAUUGUAAAAGUAGAGCGCAGCUUGAUGUCAAUGAGAUUGACAAUAACUCAAACCUACAGUUGGUACCUGUUGAUUGCCUUGAGUCUGCUGAUAAGCCGAAGAAGCAAGUUCUCAAAGCAGUAGAGAAGGUUUUAGCAGGAUCUAUAAGGAGAGAAAUGGCGCUUGAAGAGUUCUGUGCCAAACAGACUUCUGAGAUAAUGCAGCUUCAUCGCCUGGUACAACAGUACAAGCUUGAGCGAGAAUGCAAUGCCAUAAUUGCACAGACAAGGGAAGAUAAAAUUCUUCGCCUUGAGAGCCUUAUGGAUGGCGUUUUACCCACUGAAGAAUUCAUGGAGGAAGAGUUAGUGGCUCUUACCCACGAACACAAGCUGUUAAAGGAUAAGUAUGAGAAUCAUCCAGAAGUUUUGAAGAUGGAGAUAGAGUUGAAAAGAGUGCAAGAUGAAUUAGAAAAAUAUCAAAAUUUCUACAAAUUAGGGGAGAGAGAAGUGUUGAUGGAGGAGAUACAAAGUUUAAGAAGCCAGCUUCAAUUUUAUAUCGACUCUUCAUCCACUUCAGCGAGGAAGCAAUAUCCGUUAUUGCAAUUGACUUACUCAUCACCUGAACCCAGUUCGGCGGCAACCCUCGCUGCCAUUUCAGAGUCAACAGAGGAGAGAGAUGAGAUGAAUGAAAUUCCAGCAUCAUCCAAUAACAAUGCUGAAGCACAAUUUGAACAAGAAAGAAUUAAAUGGACAGAGGCAGAAAGCAGGUGGAUUUCUCUUUCAGAAGAACUGAGAGCUGAGCUUGAAGCUAGCAGGUCGCUAGCUGAAAAGAGGAAGCGGGAAUUAGAUGCUGAGAGGAAGUGUACUGAGGAACUUCAGGAAGCCAUGCACAUGGCUAUAGAAGGCCAUGCAAGACUUCUAGAACAAUACGCAGAUUUGGAAGAGAAACACAUCGAAUUGCUUGCAAGGCAUAGACAGAUCCAAGAUGGAAUUGAGGAUGUCAAGAAAGCGGCUUCAAGAGCAGGAGUAAGAGGUGCGGAGUCUAAGUUCAUAAAUGCUCUUGCUGCAGAAAUUUCAGCUUUAAAAGCAGGAAGAGAAAAAGAACGGCGAAUCUUAAGGGAUGAAAAUAAAGGACUUCAGGCCCAGUUGAAGGACACUGCGGAAGCAGUGCAAGCUGCUGGUGAACUGCUUUUGCGACUGAAAGAAGCUGAAGAAGCUGUCAUUACUGCACAGAAACGGGCUAUGGAUGCAGAACAGGAAGCUGCCAGGGCCUACAAACAAAUUGAUAAGUUGAAGAAGACACAUGAGAAGGAGAUUACCUCACUUAAUGAGCUCCUUGCGGAAGCACGUUUGCCGAAGGAAUCUGUACAACCGACUUAUGAUGACGAUGUUGUCAUGCCCAGUUAUGACGACCCAAAGGAGCCAAACAGUGUUAUUGAUCAGUUUGAGCCAUUUAAUAAUAAUGCAGAGUAUGGUGAGCUUGCAAAACUAGCAGAAUCAUCAUGGUUCUCUGGUUACGACAGAUGUAAUAUAUAAGUAUCAUCACAUUGUGUCAUCUUGUAUUAAUUUGUUCAUAUGAUUUGAAGAAAUGAUUGUAUUCUUUCGUUCUUACCCCUUUGUGAGCAUAAACGAGUUUCUCUCUCAUUUCUCCCUUACUCUAAAACUAUUUUGAGUAAGAAGAUUUACCUGACAGAGAUUGUCGGUUGCAAAGGCGAUGAUGCAACUCUUCAUUCUUAUUUUGUUAUUAUUAAUUCCAAUUGAUGGAAUUAUUAUCAUUAA